CCUAACAGCAGCACCGUCACUUCUCGAUAGAAUAUCUGUUGUAACCUAUCAUUCUGUUGUCAUUGCGAUAGUGUUUGAAAAGAAGGUGUGUAGAUAAUUUUGCGAACUUUUCAAUAAGCCGAACCAAAGAAGGAAAUACUUCUGAGAUCGCACUAGCUGGCCUAUCGUAAAUUUUCUACCUAAACUCCACCACCUUCACAAAAUGGACGUAUUUCUCAUGAUCAGGAGGAAGAAAAUGACGAUCUUCACAGACGCCAAGGAUACUACCAGUGUAGCUGAGCUCAAGAGGAUUAUUGAAGGAAUCCUGAAGAUUCCUCCAGUUAAUCAGCUGUUAUUCAACAAAGAGAAUGUACAGAUGUCAGAUUUAAAAACUCUCGCUGAUUAUGGUCUAACCUCAGCAUCAGCAAAAGCACAGUGUCCAGCCUUAGUAGGGUUAGCAGUACGUCAAGAGAAUGGUCAGUUCGAACCCCUUGAAAUUACACCAUUCUCGCUUCCACCAGACCUACCUGAUGUGAUGAAAUCACAGGAGGCAAAUGGCCAGGAACAGUCACCCUGAAGUCCACUCAUGAUCAACUUGAUCAUUAACUACAACAAAGUCCUUAUUGAUAAAUAAGAAAGCUCUUCACUUCGUUAAGUUCUUGAUAUAAAAAGGAAAUGACUAAAUAAAGUUAAUUAAUGGAAUAAUA
Molecule: messenger RNA, 686 nt
Organism: Diachasma alloeum
Lineage: Eukaryota; Metazoa; Arthropoda; Insecta; Hymenoptera; Braconidae
Gene: EloB
Product: elongin-B
Exons: 3
Coding region: 203-556 (117 amino acids)
Biological process (GO): transcription elongation by RNA polymerase II
Cellular component (GO): VCB complex; elongin complex
Molecular function (GO): protein binding
Source: RefSeq, a predicted model, not a curated record